CGCGUGGAUACGGUUGUCAAUUGUGCGCGACGGCACGACAGUCCCGCGGCCGCCGUCGCACGUUCAUCUGGAUUCUGGCACGAUGAAGCUCACGUGGCUAGCGUCGUUGGCGUUGGCGGCCGUCGCUGCGUACGACGCGUGCUUCGACGAGGAUGAGAAGGUUCAUUACCGCCACGGCUCGAUCAAGUAUAUGCGUGGCACCCCUGGGUACGCAGGCGCCAUCUACAAAGUUUGCGAAGACGGCGUUUACCACUGCAAAGUCAGCGACGAAAUCCUGGACCAGCCGGCGCUUCCCGAUGUAGACUGUGAUGAAGCACUGGCGGAGUACGACAUCUCGCACGACCCGAGCGUCGAUAUGGGCCGACGUUUGGGGUUAAUGGUGCAUCCACCCGCGGCUGAAGUGUGGCCAGCCGGCGUCGUGUGCUAUGCAUUGUCGGAUCAGGCUGACCCAGCCAUCAAACCAUACCUGGAAGCCGCGGUGACGGAAUAUCGCACCAAGACGCCGAUCCGCAUCAUCUCGGUCGACCAAUGCCGGGCCGUCAAUAUGCCCACGUUGUGCGGAAAUUGCAAGAACUUUGCCCUUAUCGAGGACUCCAAGCCCGGAUGCUUUGCCUUCGUCGGAUACGAAGGCAAACCAAACCAAGUGAUCAACCUCCAUCAAGAUUGCUACCUGAACCAGCCCCCUGGCCACGUCCAGCACGAACUUGGCCAUGCGAUUGGCCUCUUCCACGAGCAUGCCCAUCCCGACCGCAAGAUUAUCAUCGUCGAGGACGCGCUAAAGGCAUCGCGCAACAACUACGUCAAGAAGCGCGACAGCCUCACGACAACGUACGACAUGGAAUCCAUCAUGCACUAUGGCGCGUCAGGCGGCGUGUGUGUCCCCAAAGACCUCACGGUCAAGUACUGCGACAUUGACGAGAGCCACGAAAAGACGGGGUGUGUCAUCCCGACCCUCAACGACUGCGACGAGACGGCGUCGUUGCGGCUCGGACAGCGCGAGGGCCUCAGUCCCACAGACAUCCAGAGCAUCCUCACUCUGUACAAACACACGUCCAACGAAGCCAAAGCUCUGGAUCGCCUCCUGUUUCCGUCGCAAGCGAACGCGGUGGACGAACAGGACGAGCAGCUCAUGACUGCAUGGACGGAGAUGCCGACGGACUCGCCAACUUUGUCAUCGAAGUUACACUCGGCUUCAUCCGCGUCGUCAGCAUCGAGUGCGCCGUCCAGGCAUGCGAUCUACCCUCAACGACAAACCGACAGCCACGACUCGUGA
This is a messenger RNA of Aphanomyces invadans, 1273 nucleotides long. RefSeq lists its product as hypothetical. NCBI's taxonomy places the organism in Eukaryota, Oomycota, Saprolegniomycetes, Saprolegniales, Verrucalvaceae. The record is from RefSeq and is a predicted model, not a curated record. Bases 83 to 1273 code for a protein of 396 amino acids. Gene Ontology annotation, biological process: proteolysis. The transcript has 2 exons. Gene Ontology annotation, molecular function: metalloendopeptidase activity; zinc ion binding.